Messenger RNA from Schistocerca nitens (vagrant locust), 762 nucleotides. RefSeq names its product Parkinson disease protein 7 homolog. Gene Ontology annotation, biological process: guanine deglycation, glyoxal removal; protein deglycation, glyoxal removal. Gene Ontology annotation, molecular function: protein deglycase activity. Gene Ontology annotation, cellular component: cytosol; nucleus. The record is from RefSeq and is a predicted model, not a curated record. Lineage: Eukaryota; Metazoa; Arthropoda; Insecta; Orthoptera; Acrididae. The coding region runs from base 153 to 701 and encodes 182 amino acids. The transcript has 5 exons.
UGAUGAUGGAAGAACAUUGUGAAGGUCGAAGUCCUAAAUAAUUUUGAAUUAUGUUACUAUUAUUUUUGUAUUGACUAUAAAGAAGAAACUGUAUUUAAAACACCAAAAUGAGAGAAACACUUUGAACCACGUCAUUUCUGCAGCCGACAACGAUGCAUUGUGGAAUCAUACUUAGACAACUGAAGCCAAGACUAAUAUCACUUUGCAAACGUCUAAUGGAAAAGGUAAAUGUCACUGUGGCUGGGGUGGCAGGAAACAGCCCUGUGAAAUGCAGUCGUGAUGUUGUAGUGUGUCCAGAUUUAAGUUUGGUGGACGCUGUUAAGAAAGGACCAUAUGAUGUAGUGGUGCUUCCUGGUGGCCUCGGAGGGUCAAAGAAUCUUGCAGCAUCAAACGAGGUUGGGUCAUUGUUGAAGGAACAGGAAAAAUCUGGCCGUCUGAUAGCAGCAAUCUGUGCUGCUCCAACUGCUCUGAAAACACACGGUGUUGGUACAGGGAAAAAAGUGACAUCAUAUCCCACAUUCAGGAAUGAAAUGGAAGAGGGUGGAAAAUAUAUAUAUAGUGAAGACAAAGUAGUAGUUGAUGGCAACUUCAUCACAAGUCGUGGACCAGCCACAGCAUUUGAUUUUGCCCUUGCUGUUGUGGAAAAUCUGCUGGGGCAAUCUGCAGUGGAACCUGUUGCAAAACCAAUGUUACUUGUUUAAAUUAUCUGAUAAAUAAUCUGUAAUCAUAUUUCAAAUAAUAAACAAAAGUUUACAGUAUAAA